Naumovozyma castellii is the source of this 546-nucleotide messenger RNA. It is a transcript of the gene ARF2, whose product is annotated as Arf family GTPase ARF2. Lineage: Eukaryota; Fungi; Ascomycota; Saccharomycetes; Saccharomycetales; Saccharomycetaceae. The coding region runs from base 1 to 546 and encodes 181 amino acids. The transcript has a single exon. The record is from RefSeq and is a predicted model, not a curated record.
AUGGGUUUGUAUGCUUCAAAAUUGUUCUCUAACUUGUUUGGUAACAAGGAAAUGCGUAUUUUAAUGGUGGGUCUUGAUGGUGCUGGUAAGACCACUGUUCUUUACAAGUUGAAAUUAGGUGAAGUUAUUACAACUAUUCCAACUAUUGGUUUCAAUGUUGAAACUGUGCAAUAUAAGAACAUCUCCUUUACCGUAUGGGAUGUCGGUGGACAAGAUAGAAUUAGAUCUCUAUGGAGACAUUACUACAGAAACACUGAGGGUGUUAUCUUUGUUGUUGAUUCCAAUGACAGAUCUCGUAUUGGUGAAGCUAGAGAAGUUAUGCAAAGAAUGCUUAAUGAAGAUGAAUUGAGAAAUGCAGUUUGGUUAGUUUUUGCUAACAAACAAGAUUUGCCAGAGGCUAUGUCUGCUGCAGAAAUCACCGAAAAGUUAGGAUUACACUCUAUUAGAAAUCGUCCAUGGUUCAUUCAAGCUACUUGUGCGACAUCUGGUGAAGGGUUAUACGAAGGUUUGGAAUGGUUAAGUAACAAUUUGAAAAACCAAUCCUAA